Cebus imitator (Panamanian white-faced capuchin) is the source of this 1583-nucleotide messenger RNA. RefSeq names its product olfactory receptor 51F2-like. Lineage: Eukaryota; Metazoa; Chordata; Mammalia; Primates; Cebidae. Gene Ontology annotation, cellular component: membrane. Gene Ontology annotation, biological process: G protein-coupled receptor signaling pathway. The transcript has a single exon. Bases 1 to 999 code for a protein of 332 amino acids. Gene Ontology annotation, molecular function: G protein-coupled receptor activity; olfactory receptor activity. The record is from RefSeq and is a predicted model, not a curated record.
AUGUCAGUUUUUCAGAAUAUCACCUCUACUUCCAUCAUUUUCCUGCUCACUGGUGUUCCUGGGCUGGAAGCCUUCCACACCUGGAUCUCCAUUCCCUUCUGCUUCCUCUAUGUAACUGCCCUCUCAGGAAACAGCCUGAUCCUCUUCAUCAUCAUCACUCAGCCCAGCCUGCACGAACCCAUGUACUAUUUCCUCUCCGUGCUGUCCACCACUGACCCCAGCCUGUCCAUAUCCACUCUGGUCACCAUGUUGGGUAUAUUCUGGUUCAAUGUGAGGGAAAUCAGCUGUAAUGCCUGCUUGUCCCAGAUGUUCUUUAUUCAAUUGUUUACUGUCAUGGAAUCCUCAGUGCUGUUGGCCAUGGCUUUCUAUCGUUUUGUGGCCAUUACUAAUACUCUUAGAUAUUCUUCUGUCUUAACUGAUCUUAAAAUAGCACAGAUUGGAGUAGCAAUUAUCACCAGGGGAACACUAACACUGACUCCUAUGGUGGUGCUUCUUACAAGACUGUCCUAUUGCCACAGCCAUGUGCUCCACCACUCCUACUGCUUCCACCCUGAUGUGAUGAGGCUCUCGUGCACAGACACCAGGAUCAACAGUGCAGUUGGACUGACUGCUCUGAUUACCACUGCUGGGGUGGAUUCCAUCUUUAUUGUUGUUUCUUAUAUUUUGAUCAUUAAGACUGUUCUCAGCAUUGCUUUCCCAGAAGAAAGGAAGAAAGCCUUCAGCACAUGUAUCUCCCAUAUUGGGGCUGUUGCUGUAUUUUACAUUCCAUUGAUCAGUCUGUCCUUUGUUCACAGGUUUGGAAAGUGGGCCCCACCCUAUGUGCAUACUCUGAUUGCCAAUGCCUACCUACUAAUACCUCCUGUAAUGAACCCCAUCAUGUAUAGUGUGAAGACUAAACAGAUACGCCAGGCUAUGCUAAAAGUUCUCCAUUUUAGCAUGGCAAAUAACCAGAUGAAUGUUUCAGUCUUUUCUAGUCUUUGUCAUUUUAUAGUUGAGUGAAACGCCAUUCGAAGAAGUUAAUAUGUUUAGACUCAUGCUUGUGUUUAAAGUUUCCCAAAAUACAACUUUAAUUUGAAGUAAGAAGACUGUGAACUAAGAGAGAUUAAUAUGAGCUGAAGGUUCUCAAGGAUAUCAUUCUUUUCCUUUGAUAGUCGUGAUGAUAAUAAGAACAUUUUUGCAUUCGAGAUGUAUCAUUUUCAAAGACUUUGUUAACCAAUGACCCAGCUUAGUUUUCAAAUGUGGAAUUAUUUUGUUUAAAAAAAUGGAAAAAGAGAAAGUAUCUACUUAUUAUUUAAACUUCUCCUUUAAAGAGAUAAAUAACAUUACCCUGCUCUCAAGUGGGAAUAAAAAGUGAGUUAACGAUUUCAAAUUACUAAAUCUUAUAAACAAAAUUUACUGUAGACAACUUGCUGUGCCCAUGGUUACUUAAUUGUUCCAAAUAUUUUUACUUUCCUUUGCCUCUGGCCUCCUUGACUUCCACAUUUAGCAGCUAGUAUAAUAAAUAAAUAUUUUAUUGCCUUGUCAGUAACCUAACUGUAUUUGGUCAAAUAUUCAUACUUUCUUCCAGCUCUUCAGGGAAGAUG